Messenger RNA from Punctularia strigosozonata HHB-11173 SS5, 3417 nucleotides. RefSeq lists its product as uncharacterized. The coding region runs from base 253 to 3342 and encodes 1029 amino acids. Lineage: Eukaryota; Fungi; Basidiomycota; Agaricomycetes; Corticiales; Punctulariaceae. Gene Ontology annotation, biological process: nucleotide-excision repair involved in interstrand cross-link repair; double-strand break repair via homologous recombination; resolution of meiotic recombination intermediates. Gene Ontology annotation, cellular component: nucleotide-excision repair factor 1 complex. Gene Ontology annotation, molecular function: single-stranded DNA endonuclease activity; single-stranded DNA binding; damaged DNA binding. The record is from RefSeq and is a predicted model, not a curated record. The transcript has 13 exons.
UUCUCGGCGAAGGACCCCAUGAGCUGAGACGAACACGCUUGGACUUUCCCCUCACCAUUUGUCUGGGAAUGUCCCGCGAAACCGAGCGACUACAUCUCACACUGGCGGUCGCAGUUCGCUCAACUCCGGAUCCAGCACUCUUUCAUCGUUCGACCUUGGCAGUCGUCAAGAGCUUCGCGAGGCUGAAACCGUUCUCCUUCACACACUGACUUUUGACGCGCCUCCAGCAUCCUUCAAACGAGUAGAGUAAUUAUGUCGAAUUUCCUCUUGCCGUUCCACAAGAAGAUCCUCGAGGAGGUCCACUCGCCGGAGACGAGCGACCUUUUACUUCUGGCGCGCGGUCUGGGACUGAGGAAGCUAGUGUGCUAUCUCCUGAAGAUAUACGACUCACCCCAGAGUCUCGUCUUAUUGGUCAACGCUACCGACGAAGAGGUUGGCGGUAUUGGGGAGGAGUUGGGUGUGAUGGGAUGUCGAAGACCGGGUCUGCGAGCUGUCGGUUAUGAGAUGGGGAAGAAGGAGAGACAAGACCUCUACAAAAGAGGCGGGCUUAUCUGCGUGACUUCGCGUAUUCUCGUCGUGGAUAUGCUUCAAGGAGACAUACCCACCGAACUGAUCACCGGAAUACUCGUUCUACAUGCAGAAAGGGUUACCGCCCUUUCACUCGAAGCAUUCAUCGUCCGCCUCUAUCGUGAACGGAACACUACCGGCUUCCUCAAAGCAUUCACUGAUCAACCGGAACAUAUCACCUCCGGAUUGUCCCCACUGAAGAACAUUAUGAAGGAGCUGCAGCUUCGCCGGGUACAUAUUUACCCCAGGUUUCAUCAAGAAGUGCAACAUUCGCUCGCCCGGCGUCGCGCCGACGUCAUCGAGCUCUACCAACCCCUCACCGAAGCUAUGAGCGACAUUCACCAAGCCAUCGUUCAGUGCAUGACGACCACGUUGUCUGAGCUCAAACGCGCUAACACGACUCUGGACCUCGACGACUUCAACAUCGAAAACGCCUAUUUCCGCUCGUUCGACCUUAUCGUUCGCCGCCAGCUAGACCCUGUAUGGCACAAAGUCGGGCCACGAACGAAGCAGCUCGUGAACGACCUAGCCACUCUCCGCCGGUUGCUAUCCUACCUUCUCACGUACGACCCGCUCGCGUUCCACGCCUACCUUGAGACCCUCAUAGCGGCCAACUCCGUUUCAGCGUCUGGUGGACCGAAAGUGAACCAUAGCCCAUGGAUGCUGACCGAUGCCGCCAACAUCAUUUUUCGCGAGGCCAAGCGACGAUGCUACACCGUCAGUGCGCCAAUCGGUAAAGGCAAGGGUAAGCCCGUAGUGAUCGACCUAGCGGAUGACGAAGAUGCUUGGGACGCCCUUGAUGAAAUACAGGGUACCGUGGGCACUAAGCUCCCCACAGCAGAUCAUGGAAAAGGGAAAGAAAAGGAAGGAGAGCGACCGGCGUGGUUGCCAGAGGGUAUGGAUCCAGUGCUGGAGGAAUUGCCGAAGUGGGCUCUUCUGGCGGAGGUGCUGAAGGAGGUGGAGGAGGAGGUAAUGAGGGGCGAGCUCAAGAACCCGCAAUUGGUGUCAUUGGCACCCGGGAACAACACGGUGCUUAUCAUGACAUCGUCGUCACAGACUUCCACGCUGCUCACCGAGUUCCUCUCUUCAAUGGACAUCGACGCACCAGCUGGUCGACAAGGGAGGCGAAUGAUGGAACGCAAGCUCAAGGCGUAUCUCUGGUGGAAAGGCCGCCUUGCGGAAGAGAAAUCCGCCUCGGCCAAAGGCGGUCCCUCGUCGAGACCUAGCACAAACAAUCGUCAAGGCAGCAAUACGGUUCCCGGAACAGGAGGUACGGAUGGUCUCAGCGAAGCGCUGCGGAAGAAGGACAGGGAACGAGAAGAGAAGAGGGCAAGUCGACGAAGGGUUAGAGGCGGUGCGCCGGUGAAUCCUAUCAAGCGCGAUGAGGGUGCCAGGGAUAACGCCGCCGGAGGAAGUGGGUUGGGACAGGUUGACGUCAAGAAUGAGCUCGGGGUAGGCUUAGGAGAGGGCCAGAUUGUCAAGGAGGCGGAGGAUAUCGCGGAGUUCCUUAUGACUCAGGGACUCCGCGAUUUGAGCACCUCCGAUGGGCAAUCGACCGAAAUGGACGGCCAGAUCGCCCUGGCAAUGGACGACGACUUUCAACUCGUGCUGGAAGAAGACGGUUUCGACGAAAACUACGGACUGCUUCCUCCCUCGCAGACUGUAAUCGUCCGAGCCUACUCGGACGACGGGGAUGAUAUGAUGCUUGCAGAAAUCCAGCCGCGCUUCAUCGUGAUGUUUGAGCCGAAUCAAGACUUCGUCCGGCGGGUUGAGGUGUAUCGCAGUUCACAUCCCGGGCUGGCUGUGCGGGUAUACUUCAUGGUGUAUCAGUUGAGCUGCGAGGAGCACAGGUUUCUCGCUGCGCAGCGGAGGGAGAAGGAAGCAUUCGAGUCUCUAAUCAAGGAGCGCGGUUCAAUGCUCCUGCCUAUCUUCGAAGAGCGCCGCGCUGCCACAGGCACUACUGAAGGUCUCAUCAAGACCAUCAGCACGCGAGCAGCCGGCGGUCAGCAACGCCAGGUAAACUCCGAGCCCUCUCGAGUGAUCGUUGACAUGCGGGAGUUCCGGUCGACAUUGCCGUCGUUGUUGCAUGCGGCGAACAUCCUGGUUGUGCCGGCGACGCUGACCGUGGGUGAUUACAUCCUGACGCCGGACAUGUGUGUCGAGCGGAAGAGCUUGCCUGAUUUGGUGCAGAGUUUCACCAGCGGACGAUUAUACACACAGUGCGAGUUGAUGUCGGUGCACUACAAGCAGCCGAUAUUGCUUAUUGAGUUUGAGGAACAUAAGUCGUUCUCUCUCGAGACGGUCACCGAGAUGAAGUCGUACGCAAAGCCCACUGGCAAGUACCCACCUAAGCGCAAACCCGGCCCGGGCCCCGACCAAGACCAACCUGGCGUCACGAGCAUCCAAGCGAAACUCGUUCUGCUCGCACUCAGCUUCCCGCGGGUGCGCAUCAUCUGGUCCUCAUCGCCUUACGCCACAGCGGACAUUUUCAAGGAUCUCAAACUCAACAGCGCUGAGCCCGAUCCCGUGAAGGCGAUCACCGUCGGCGCAGAGGAGGACCCGGACGCUGGGGCGGGCGUCAACCAGGCCGCAGAGGAGCUGCUCCGCUGCCUACCGGGGAUCACCGCAAAGAACGUCAAGUACGUGAUGAGCAAGGUCGCGAGCGUGAGGCAGCUCUGUGAACUGCCUUUAGCGAAGGUGCAAGAGAUCUUGGGUGUAGAGCCAGGGAAGGCGUGUUGGGAGUUUAUACAUCGUGGAGAGGACAAGCGGACAUGAACUAUGCAGAUCGUUGUGGGACUAAAACAACUCGGAUUGCUAUGCAGAUAUUCACGAUCUAGGUGUAAGUCUCAG